AUGUUUCAAAAGCCAACAGGAACCGGGCUUAAAUUAAAAGACAACUUUGUUCAUCCUACUGAGUUUAAACAACCCUCGGCACCGUCAUCCGUAUCAAAGCGAUGUUUAGUCAGGCUGUUGGAUCACCAGCUUACGGAAAACUAUCGUUAUAUGUUCCAGAAGAUCGACGAAAAGUACAAAGUCCUUGACGAUAGAAUUGAACUGUUCUCGGGUCGUGUAAAAGAUCAUUAUAAUAUUGAAGAGUUAUUUGAUCCAUUAAGACCAACCCAGGAAGCGAUUAAAACGAUUGGACGUAUUUGCUGCGACACAGAAGGAAAGCUCAACAGUCAAUCUGUAGUAUUAGAGACUUCGCGUAGUCUAGGGGCCGGAUGCAGAGUGAGCUUAAAUUUAGAUGAGGUCCCUUCUUUCGCCUUAUUUCCUGGUCGGGUUGUUGCGGUCGAAGGUAUAAACAGCACCGGACGAGCAUUGAAUGUUACCAAUAUAUAUGAGAAUCCGUUAUUGCCUAUGUCAACAAGCCUCACCUCCGAACUAAUGGAAUACAACUACGGGCCUACCAAGCUCAAUGGACAGCCUAUGACGAUUGUAAUUGCCUCUGGUCCAUAUACAUUGAAUACAAAUCUUCAGUAUCAGCCUUUUCUCGACUUUAUAAAUAAAAUGAAAACCGAAAAACCAGACGUGCUAAUACUGUUAGGACCAUUUGUAGAUCAGGAUCAUCCGCUGAUAAAAUCUGGUAAUCUCGACUCGACGCUCGAGGAUAUAUUCGUGAUGCACAUAUCAGCACCUUUACAAUCAUUCUGUCACGCGUGCCCAGGCACUAGCGUAAUAAUGGUCCCGAGCGCAAAAGAUAUAAUACACAGUCAUAUGGCAUUUCCACAGCCACCCUUGGAAGGAUCAGGAACGCUGAAGAUACCGCAAGAAGUUUUAAGAUUACCCAAUCCAUGUCAAUUUCGAAUAAAUGAAGUGAUAUUUGCCGUAAGCACCGUAGAUGUGUUAUUUCAUCUGAGUGCAGAAGAGGCACCAAGAGAUCCAAAGCCAGACAGAGAUAGAAUGGGCCGAUUAGCUUAUCAUAUACUAGAACAGCGAAGUUUAUAUCCGCUAUUUCCUCCCGCGCGUGGUGAAGUGAACCUGGAUCUCAAACAUCAUUAUGCGAUUGAAUUACAAGUAAUGCCAGACGUAUUGAUCUUGCCUUCCCGAUUAAAGUUCUUUGCAAAAACUGUUGAAGAAGUUGUAUGCGUGAAUCCUGGCCAUUUGACCAAAUCACAGACUGGAGGAACAUAUGCAAAGAUGACUAUUCUUCCAUCAAACAAGGAAGAAAUCAGUAGUAAUGAAGUCAAGCAUCAUGUGGCGGACAGGGCUACCGUAGACAUUAUAAAGAUAUAA
This is a messenger RNA of Paraglomus occultum, 1380 nucleotides long. The record is from the annotation of a GenBank genome assembly. Lineage: Eukaryota; Fungi; Glomeromycota; Glomeromycetes; Paraglomerales; Paraglomeraceae.